GUGUGUCUUUAUGUUGUUAUCGUUGCAGGAUUUAGAAGCCGUGGAAGGGUGAUUAGGUGCAGCCAAUGUCAGAAGACGGGUCAGGGUGGUGAUGAAGGGACUUCUCUCCACUCAGCUGCUUUGGCUUCUCCUUUCUUUUCACUCCACCAGAAGUGCUGAUGAGCUGAGGCUGGUGGAUGGAGGCAGCCCCUGUGCUGGAAGAGUGGAGGUUAAACACCAGGACCAGUGGGGAAUGGUGUGUGAUAAUGAUGAAACAGAGCGGCAGUAUCAUUCAGUAAUUUGUAGACAGCUAGGGUGUGGCUCUGCUGUUGCAACAUCUGAGGCUUUAAUUUUUGGAAAAUAUUCUGGACUGACAUGGCUCUCAGAAGUUGUUUGUCAUGGUAAUGAGUCAGCGCUCUGGGACUGCAAACACAGAGGAUGGGAAUUGAAAUUUUGCCCUUAUGCUGCUGGAGUACUCUGUUCAGGCCAUAUUAAGUCCCAGCUGGUUGGAGGGGACAGUGUCUGUUCAGGACGUGUUGAGAUAGAACAUGGAGAAAUAUGGGUUUCAGUCUGUGAUGCUGACUUCGAUCUCAAAGCUGCCAGUGUGAUCUGUAGCGAAUUAAACUGUGGAGCAGUGGUAUCCAUCCUGGGAGGAGCUGAUUUUAAAGAACAAGAUGUGCCAAUCUGGAAUGAAACCUUUGUGUGUGCUGGGAAUGAACCACAACUCUUCUAUUGCCCCAGGAUAUCACAUUUGAAUGAGACAUGUUCACAUGCAAACGAUGUCAGCAUUGUGUGCUCAGGAGCUACUGAUGACCUGAGGCUGGUGGAUGGAGGCAGCCCCUGUGCCGGGAAAGUGGAGAUUAAACACCAGGAUCAGUGGGGGAUGGUGUGUGAUAGCGUCUGGGAAAUGGAAGAUGCUAACGUUGUUUGUAGGCAAUUGGGAUGUGGAUCUGCUAUUAGUGUCCAUGAUCAAGAACAUUCUGGUUCCAGUUCUGGGCCAAUUUGGCUGGAUGAAGUUGUCUGUAAUGGUACUGAGUCAUCUCUCUUGGAGUGUAAACAUAGCGGAUGGGGUGUGCAUAGUUGUGAUCAUUAUAAGCCAGCUAGAGUCACCUGUUCAGGUCAUAUUACACCCCAGCUUGCUGGAGGAGACAGUGACUGCUCAGGACAUGUUGAACUAAAACAUGGAGAAACAUGGGCAAUAGUCUGUGAUUCCAACUUCAGUCUCACCACUGCCAGUGUGAUCUGCAAUGAGCUAAACUGUGGAACAGCCAUAGCUAUCCUGAGUGGAGCACAGUUUGGAGAAGGAAAUGGGAGAGUCUGGAAUGAAACAUUCCAGUGUGUAGGAAAUGAAUCUCACCUUGCGUACUGUCCCAGAACAUCUCUUGUGAAUCAGACAUGCUCGCCUGAUAAUGAUGUUGGCAUCAUAUGCUCACGACACACAGGGCUGCGGCUGGUGAAUGGCAGCACAGCCUGCUCAGGAAGGGUGGAGAUCCAGGUGCAUGGUGCCUGGGGAACCCUCUGUGACUCACACUGGGACUUAUCCAUUGCCAAUGUCCUUUGCAAUCAGCUCGACUGUGGAUUUGCUGUAUUGGCCCUGAGAGGAGAAUAUUUUGGAAAAGGAAAUGGCUCUAACUGGACAGACUCACUUCACUGUAACAGUUGUGAAUCCCAUUUGCAUCACAGCUUUGUUACUACCUUUGAGGCUUCUCAGUGCCCACUUGAUGCUGAGGCCAGUGUGGUAUGCUCAGGAAACAGACAGCUCAGACUGGUGAAUGGUUCAGAUCAUUGCGCUGGGAGAGUGGAGAUUUAUUACAAUGGCACCUGGGGAACUGUCUGUGAUGAUUCCUGGGACCUGUCAGACUCCAAUGUUGUUUGUAAAGAACUGGGAUGUGGAUGGGCCCUCAGUGCAUCUGUCUCUGCUCAUUAUGGGGAAGGAUCUGGGCAGAUCUGGCUAGAUAAUGUAAACUGCUCUGGGAAUGAAUCUGAUCUCUGGAAAUGUCCAUCUGGAGGAUGGGGUCUACAUAACUGCAGACACAAUGAAGAUGCGGGAGUUGUGUGUUCAGAAAACAAACAGCUAAGACUGGUGAAUGGGACAGAUCGCUGCUCUGGGAGAGUGGAGAUUUAUUAUAAUGGCACCUGGGGGACAGUCUGUGAUGAUUCCUGGGAUCUUUCAGCUGCCAAUGUCGUCUGCAAACAACUGGGAUGUGGACAAACCAUCAAUGCAUCAGUCUCUGCUCGUUACGGGCCAGGAUCUGGUCAGAUUUGGCUGGGUGAUGUGAAUUGCUCUGGGAAUGAAUCCAGUCUCUGGGUGUGUCCUUUCAGGGAAUGGGGUCAGUACAACUGUAAGGAUCAUGAGGAUGCUGGAGUUAUCUGCUCAGGAAGCAAACAGAUCAAACUUGUGAGUGGGGCAAGUCCCUGUGCCGGCAGAGUGGAAAUUUAUUACCAAGAGACCUGGGGGACAGUCUGUGAUGAUUCCUGGGACCUGACAGACUCCGAUAUAGUUUGCAAAGAAUUGGAAUGUGGACAUGCCAUCAAUGCAACUGUCUCUGCUCAUUAUGGGCAGGGAUCAGGUCAGAUCUGGCUGGCUGAUGUGAACUGCUCUGGAAGUGAAACCAAUCUUUGGAUGUGUCCUUCCAGAGAUUGGGGUCAGAACAACUGUGGGCAUCAUGAAGAUGCAGGAGUGCUCUGCUCAGAACACAAGCAGAUCAGACUGGUGAAUGGUGCAGAUCAUUGCUCUGGCAGAGUAGAAAUUUAUUACAAUGGCAACUGGGGAACAGUCUGUGAUGAUUCCUGGGACCUGUCAGACUCCAAUGUUGUUUGCAAACAAUUGGGAUGUGGACAUGCCAUCAACGCAACUCUCUCUGCUCAUUAUGGGGAAGGAUCUGGGCAGAUCUGGCUGGAUGAUGUGAACUGCUCUGGGAACGAAUCCAAUCUCUGGGCAUGUCCUUUCAGGGGCUGGGGCCAACACAACUGUGGACACACCAAUGAUGCAGGAGUUAUCUGCUCAGAGAGCAGGCAAGUCAGACUUGUGAAUGGAGCAGACCAUUGUGAGGGAAGAGUGGAGGUUAAUUACAGAGGCACGUGGGGGACAGUCUGCGAUGAUUCCUGGGACUUAUCAGAUGCCAACGUUGUUUGCAAACAACUGGGAUGUGGCCAUUCUGUCAAUGUGACUGCUGCUUAUUAUGGGGAAGGAUCAGGGCAGAUCUGGCUGGAUGAAUUAGACUGCUCUGGAAAUGAAUCCUAUCUGUGGGCAUGUCCUUCCAAAGGAUGGGGCCAGCACAACUGUGGACACAAAGAAGAUGCCGGAGUUCUCUGUUCAGGAAGCAAACAGCUCAGACUGGUGAAUGGAACUGAUCGGUGCUCUGGUAGAGUGGAAAUCUAUAAUGACGGUAUCUGGGGGACAGUCUGUGAUGAUUUCUGGGACCUAUCAGACUCCAAUGUUGUUUGCAAACAGCUUGGAUGUGGAUACACUGUUCUUUCAAAUCUCUCUGGACAUUAUGGGGAAGGACCAGGAAAGAUCUGGCUGGAUGAUCUCAACUGUUCUGGAAAUGAAUCCAAGCUAUGGGAAUGCCCUUCCAGGGGAUGGGAUCGACAUAACUGUCAUCACUAUGAAGAUGUAGGAAUUGUCUGUUCAGCUGAUUGCUGUGCUGGGAGAGUGGAGAUUUCUUAUAAUGGCAACUGGGGCACAGUCUGUGAUGAUUCCUGGGACCUAUCAGAUGCCAAAGUCAUUUGCAAAGAGCUGGGAUGUGGACACGCCAUCAGUGCAACUGUCUCUGCUCAUUAUGGGCAAGGGUCCGGGCAGAUCUGGAUGGAUGAGCUGAAGUGCUCUGGAGCCGAAUCCACUCUUUCAGAAUGUCCUUUCAAGGGCUGGGGGCAGCAUAACUGUGGGCAUCAUAAAGAUGCAGGCGUGCUCUGUUCAGGAAGCAAGCAAAUCAGACUGGUGAAUGGAGUAGAUAGAUGUGCCGGGAGAGUGGAAAUUUAUUACAACAACACCUGGGGGACAGUCUGUGAUGAUUCCUGGGACACAUCAGAUGCCAAUGUUGUUUGCAAGGAAUUGGCAUGUGGACAUGCCAUCAGUGCACCUGGCUCAGCUCAUUAUGGGCAGGGGUCUGGGAAGAUCUGGCUGGAUGAUGUGAGCUGCUCUGGAAGCGAAUCCUAUCUUCGGGACUGUUCCUCCAGAGGAUGGGGUCAGCAUAACUGUGGGCAUGGUGAAGAUGCUGGAGUUCUCUGCUCAGGAAGCAAACAGAUCAGACUGAUGAAUGGAGUAGAUAGAUGUGCCGGGAGAGUGGAGAUAUAUCACAACAACACCUGGGGGACAGUCUGUGAUGAUUCCUGGGAUACAUCAGAUGCCAGUGUUGUUUGCAAAGAAUUGGAAUGUGGACACACCAUCAGUGCACCUGGCUCAGCUCAUUAUGGGCAGGGAUCAGGGCAGAUCUGGCUGGAUGAUGUGAGCUGUUUUGGAAAUGAAUCCUAUCUUCGUGACUGUUCCUCUGGAGGAUGGGGUCAGCAUAACUGUGGGCAUGGUGAAGAUGCUGGAGUUCUCUGCUCAGGGAGCAGGCAGAUCAGACUGGUGAAUGGAGCCGAUCGCUGUGCUGGGAGAGUGGAGAUUUCUUACAAUGGCAGCUGGGGCACAGUCUGUGAUGAUUCCUGGGAACUAUCAGAUGCCAGUGUUGUUUGCAAACAGCUGGGAUGUGGCCACGCCAUCAGUGCAACUGUCUCUGCUCAUUAUGGACAGGGAUCAGGGCAGAUCUGGCUGGAUAAAGUGAAGUGUUCUGGAACUGAAUCCUAUCUCUGGGAGUGUUCUUCCAGUAGAUGGAGUCAUAACAACUGUGGACACAGCAAAGAUGCAGGAGUUCUCUGCUCAGGAAGCAAACAGAUCAGACUGGUGAAUGGGCCAGAUCGUUGCUCUGGGAGAGUGGAAAUUCAUCACAGUGUCUCCUGGGGGACAGUCUGUGAUGAUUCCUGGGAUCUAUCUGAUGCCAAUAUAGUUUGCAAAGAACUGGGAUGUGGACACGCCAUCAGUGCACCUGGCUCUGCUUAUUAUGGGCAGAGAUCUGGGCAGAUCUGGCUGGAUGAUGUGAGCUGCUCUGGAAAUGAAUCCAAUCUUCGGGACUGUUCCUCCAGAGGAUGGGGUCAGCAUAAUUGUGGGCACAGUCAAAAUGCUGGAGUUCUCUGCUCAGGAAGCAAACAGAUCAGACUGAUGAAUGGAGUAGAUAGAUGUGAUGGGAGAGUGGAGAUUUAUUACAACAGCACCUGGGGGACAGUCUGUGAUGAUUCCUGGGACUUAGCAGAUGCCAGUGUUGUUUGCAAAGAACUGGGAUGUGGACAAGCCAUCAGUGCACAUGGCUUAGCCCAUUAUGGGCAGGGAUCUGGGAAGAUUUGGCUGGAUGAUGUGAGCUGCUCUGGAAGCGAAUCCCACCUCCGAGACUGUUCCUCCAGAGGAUGGGGUCAGCAUAACUGUGGACACGGUGAAGAUGCUGGAGUUCUCUGCUCAGGAAGCAAACAGAUCAGACUGAUGAAUGGAGUAGAUAGAUGUGAUGGGAGAGUGGAGAUUUAUUACAAUGACACCUGGGGGACAGUCUGCGAUGAUUUCUGGGAUCUAGCAGAUGCCAAUGUCAUUUGCAAAGAAUUGCGAUGUGGACAUGCCAUCAGUGCACGUGGCUCAGCCCAUUAUGGGCAGGGAUCUGGGCAGAUUUGGCUGGAUGAUGUGAGCUGCUCUGGAAAUGAAUCCUAUCUUUGGGACUGUUCCUCCAGAGGAUGGGGUCAGCAUAACUGUGGGCAUGAUGAAGAUGCUGGAGUUCUCUGCUCAGGAAGCAAACAGAUCAGACUGGUGAAUGGGGCAGAUCGUUGCUCUGGGAGAGUGGAGAUACAUCACAAUGGCUCCUGGGGGACAGUCUGUGAUGAUUCCUGGGAUUUAUCAGAUGCUGGUGUUGUUUGCAAAGAACUGGGAUGUGGACAAGCCAUCGAUGCACCUGGCUCCGCUUAUUAUGGGCAGGGAUCAGGGCAGAUCUGGCUGGAUGAUGUGAGCUGCUCUGGAAGUGAAUCCAAACUUCAGAACUGUUUCUCCAGAGGAUGGGGUCAGCAUAACUGUGGGCAUGGAGAAGACGCUGGCGUUCUAUGCUCAGAAAGCACACAGCUCAGACUGAUGAAAGGGCCAGAUCGUUGUUCCGGGCGUGUGGAGAUUCGUCACAGUGACUCCUGGGGGACAGUCUGUGAUGAUUCCUGGGAUCUAUCAGAUGCCAGUGUUGUUUGCAAAGAACUGGGAUGUGGACAAGCCAUCGAUGCACCUGGCUCUGCUUAUUAUGGGCAGGGAUCAGGGCAGAUCUGGUUGGAUGAUGUGAGCUGCUCUGGAAGUGAAUCCAAACUUCAGAACUGCUCCUCUGGAGGAUGGGGUCAGCAUAACUGUUGGCAUGGUGAAGAUGCUGGAGUUCUCUGUUCAGGAAGCAAACAGAUCAGACUGGUGAAUGGGAGAGAUCGUUGCUCUGGGAGAGUGGAAAUUAAUCACAAUGGAUCCUGGGGGACAGUCUGUGAUGAUUCGUGGGAAAUACCUGAUGGCAAUAUUGUUUGCAAAGAACUGGGAUGUGGACAAGCCAUCAGUGCACCUGGCUCAGCUCAUUAUGGGCAGGGGUCUGGACAGAUCUGGCUGGAUGAUGUGAGCUGCUCUGGAAGUGAACCCCAUCUUAAGAACUGCUCUUCUAGAGGAUGGGGUCAGCAUAACUGCGGACACGGUGAAGAUGCUGGAGUUCUCUGCUCAGGAAGCAAACAGAUCAGACUGAUGAAUGGUGCAGAUCGUUGUUCUGGGAGAAUUGAAAUUCAUCACAAUGGCUCCUGGGGGACAGUCUGUGAUGAUUCCUGGGAUCUAUCAGAUGCUGGUGUUGUUUGCAAAGAACUGGGAUGUGGACAAGCCAUCGAUGCGCCUGGCUCCGCUUAUUAUGGGCAGGGAUCAGGGCAGAUCUGGCUGGAUGAUGUGAGCUGCUCCGGAAGUGAAUCCAAACUUCAGAACUGUUUCUCCAGAGGAUGGGGUCAGCAUAACUGUGGGCAUGGAGAAGACGCUGGCGUUCUCUGCUCAGGAAGCAAACUGAUUAAGCUGGUGAAUGGGACACAUCGUUGCUCUGGGAGAGUGCAGAUUUAUCACAGUGACUCCUGGGGGACAGUCUGUGAUGAUUCCUGGGGUUUAUCUGAUGCCAGUGUUGUUUGCAAAGAACUGGGAUGUGGACAAGCCAUCAGUGCACCUGGCUCGGCUCAUUAUGGGCAGGGAUCUGGGAAGAUUUGGCUGGAUGAUGUGAGCUGCUCUGGAAGUGAAUCCCAUCUUAAGGACUGCUCCUCUGGAGGAUGGGGUCAGCAUAACUGUGGGCACAGUGAAGAUGCUGGAGUUCUCUGCUCAGAAACCUGGCUGAUCAGGCUGGUGAAUGGGACAAGUCGCUGUUCUGGGAGAGUGGAGAUUUAUUACAAUGGCACCUGGGGAACAGUCUGUGAUGAUUCCUGGGACCUGUCGGACUCCAGUGUCAUUUGCAAACAAUUGGGAUGUGGACAGGCCACCAGAGCAACUGGGUCUGCUCACUAUGGGGAAGGAGCUGGGCAGAUCUGGCUGGAUGAUGUGAACUGCUCUGGGAAUGAGUCAGAUCUCCGGAAGUGUUCUUCCAGAGGCUGGGGCCAGCACAACUGCAAACAUAGUGAAGAUGCUGGAGUUACCUGCUCAGGUUAGAAUCUGCACGCACUAAGAAGUGAAAAUGGCUCUGGGUUGGUGAAAGGCAAACCUCUCCGUGACUCAGACGAUGAAGAAUCCGAAGACUGCCUCCCUGGAUAAUUAAUAAAGGAAUAACUGCAUUUAGAUAAAGUAGAACAUGAGACCGCAAAUGCUGUAUGAUCAGCUACUUUCUCUGAGAAGAGCUCGGCUCUGUCCUGGUGACAUAAUACUAUUCAGAGAAUCUUAAAUUGCAGGAAACAAUAAUUUAAAAAAACUAGGAAAAAUUGCUACAUUUUAUCAUUUUUUUUCUAUAAUUUUUUCAUUGAUCAAACAGUGUGGAAUUUUCCUGCUUUUUUAUUCAUAUAAUUUCUUCAGUUGAAUUUCUCCUUUUUCCUUAUUAAAAUCUUUUA
Pelodiscus sinensis (Chinese soft-shelled turtle) is the source of this 8076-nucleotide messenger RNA. The record is from RefSeq and is a predicted model, not a curated record. NCBI's taxonomy places the organism in Eukaryota, Metazoa, Chordata, Testudines, Trionychidae.